This is a messenger RNA of Nomascus leucogenys (northern white-cheeked gibbon), 3224 nucleotides long. RefSeq names its product islet cell autoantigen 1 (gene ICA1). Gene Ontology annotation, biological process: regulation of transport. The coding region runs from base 949 to 2487 and encodes 512 amino acids. Gene Ontology annotation, cellular component: Golgi apparatus. The transcript has 14 exons. The record is from RefSeq and is a predicted model, not a curated record. Lineage: Eukaryota; Metazoa; Chordata; Mammalia; Primates; Hylobatidae. Gene Ontology annotation, molecular function: protein domain specific binding.
UUUUGUCUCUGGCCAGUGACCAUUCCUUUGAGUGGUGAGCUUUCUGUUCUUUCCAGUAACUGCUAGGCAAGUGGGCUAAUGUUGCUGGGCUGGUGGGCCCUGCCCCUGGGGUGGGCUAGCUUCCAUGAGUGGAGCAAAUGGAGUAAGGGCAGAGACAUUGACUCCAGUAUUUACUAACAAGAUAAAUAUACAAGGCUAGGCUGGUAGAUACAUAUUUUCCUCCUUUGUACCCUUCUUGCUAUCUUAUUCAAGCAUAUCAACUCUUUUUUGGUUUUUAUUUGGGGUUUUAAAAGUUCUAUUUUUGUUUUUGUUUUUGCAAUGUGCUGGUUUGUUUCUUUAAAAACGUUGAUUAUAAAAUAUUUCAAAUCUAUAAGGAGGCAUACAGAUGCAAUAUACUCACCAUCUAGCUUAACAAAGAGAACAUUAUGUGUGCGCUUGAAGCUGCUGUAUCUCUCUCUCAAAUCACAUCCCACACCAUCUCCUGCCGUGGUCUGCUGUCUGGAAGUUAGUGUUCAUCAUUCCUAAGCAAUUCUUUAUACCUUCACCAUAUAAUCUUAUAUACCUCAACAACAUAUAGUAUUGUUCUACAUAUUUUUAAGCUUUAUAUAAAUGGUAUUAUAUUUUAUGUAGUCUUCUGCAACCUGCUUUUUCAUUCAACCUGCCUGUUCACUUCUUAAACUUUAUUUGGGAUAUUUCUUCCAGUGUUACUUAGCUAUAUUGUUGUCAUCACCAGUGUGCAGCAUUACUGUGUAAUAGUGUUAGGCCAUAAAAUACAGCUAGAAAUGGCUUAGAUUGAAGCCUUUUAUGUGUGUCACAUUAAUAUGUAACUAUAAUAUAGUAUGUAACUGUUAAACGUAUUUGUUUUAUUUCAGGUUAUAAUAUAACUUAUCCUCUCAUGCUUUUUUCCUGCCCCUUCUCCCCAAAUCAUCAACAAUAGAAGAAGAAAACAUGUCAGGACACAAAUGCAGUUAUCCCUGGGACUUACAGGAUCGAUAUGCUCAAGAUAAGUCAGUUGUAAACAAGAUGCAACAGAAGUAUUGGGAGACGAAGCAGGCCUUUAUUAAAGCCACAGGGAAGAAGGAAGAUGAACAUGUUGUUGCCUCUGACGCAGACCUGGAUGCCAAGCUAGAGCUGUUUCAUUCAAUUCAGAGAACCUGUCUGGACUUAUCGAAAGCGAUUGUACUCUAUCAAAAGAGGAUAUGUUUCUUGUCUCAAGAAGAAAACGAACUGGGAAAAUUUCUUCGAUCCCAAGGCUUCCAAGAUAAAACCAGAGCAGGAAAGAUGAUGCAAGCGACAGGAAAGGCCCUCUGCUUUUCUUCCCAGCAAAGGUUGGCCUUACGAAAUCCUUUGUGUCGAUUUCACCAAGAAGUGGAGACUUUUCGGCAUCGUGCCAUCUCAGAUACUUGGCUGACGGUGAACCGCAUGGAACAGUGCAGGACGGAAUAUAGAGGAGCACUAUUAUGGAUGAAGGACGUGUCUCAGGAGCUUGAUCCAGACCUCUACAAGCAAAUGGAGAAGUUCAGGAAGGUACAAACACAAGUGCGCCUUGCAAAAAAAAACUUUGACAAAUUGAAGAUGGAUGUGUGUCAAAAAGUGGAUCUUCUUGGAGCAAGCAGAUGCAAUCUCUUGUCUCACAUGCUAGCAACAUACCAGACCACUCUGCUUCAUUUUUGGGAGAAAACUUCUCACACUAUGGCAGCCAUCCAUGAGAGUUUCAAAGGCUAUCAACCAUAUGAAUUUACUACUUUAAAGAGCUUACAAGACCCUAUGAAAAAAUUCGUUGAGAAAGAAGAGAAGAAGAAAAUCACCCAGCAGGAAAGUACAGAUGCAGCCGUGCAGGAGCCGAGUCAAUAUUUACAGAAUAUUUGCCUUGCGAGGAAAGCAAAUUCAGAUAUUAAGAUGCUACAGAAAGGGACAGAAGGCCAGCAAAUUGGCAUAUUAAUUUCAUUAGAGGAAGAAAACCAGCGCAAGGAAUCCUCUAGUUUUAAGACUGAAGAUGGAAAAAGUAUUUUAUCUGCCUUAGACAAAAGCUCUACACAUCCUGCAUGCUCAGGACCCAUAGAUGAACUGUUAGACAUGAAACCUGAGGAAGGUGCUUGCCUGGGACCAGUGGCAGGGACCCCGGAACCUGAAGGUGCUGACAAAGAUGACCUGCUGCUGUUGAGUGAGAUCUUCAAUGCUUCCUCCCUGGAAGAGGGCGAGUUCAGCAAAGAGUGGGCCGCUGUGUUUGGGGAUGGCCAAGUGAAGGAGCCAGUGCCCACUACGGCCCUGGGAGAGCCAGACCCCAAGCCCCAGACAGGCUCAGGUUUCCUUCCUUCGCAGCUUUUAGACCAAAAUAUGAAAGACUUACAGGCCUCGCUACAAGAACCAGCUAAGGCUGCCUCAGACCUGACUGCCUGGUUCAGCCUCUUCGCUGACCUCGACCCACUCUCAAAUCCUGACGCUGUUGGGAAAACCGAUAAAGAACACGAAUUGCUCAAUGCAUGAAUCUGUACCCUUCGGGAGGGCACUCACAUGCCACCCCCAGCAGCUCCCCCGGGGGCUAGCAGAAGUAUAAAGUGAUCAGUAUGCUGUUUUAAUAAUUAUGUGUCAUUUUAAUAAAAUGAAAGGGUCAACGGCCCUGUUUAUAUUGGUAUAAUUAUUUACUCUUAUUUGGUAUAAAGGGUUUUCGUGUAUCUCUAUGUGGACCUAAAUAAUACAGGAUUGUCUACAAGCGGUUUCCAGUCCGCCGCUCUCCUGCCUACAUCCCAUCAUGGCUGCUGCGGUGUCACUGGGCUACCGUGAGAUCCAAGUUGAAAUCAGAAGCCUACUUCGAUGGUAGGUUUGAAUGACGUGUCCUACAGCCUCAGAGGCAGCAGGGGGCUAGCAAAGCUUAAAUGCCUCCUUCUCCGCCCCCAGCCUCUGUCCCCCUUGGAGGAGGGCUGUAGGAAGAUACCCUCUUCCUGCCAAGCCACCUUCCAGUGAGCUCUGGAUGAAGCUCUGGCCAACCAAAGACACUGUCCCCACAGCAGGUGCCUGGUGGGCCACGUGUUCUCACACUGGUGGAGAAGCUGGGCUUCUCUCCAAGGCACAAACCUUUCUAUGGAAAGCAGCCAUAUUUGCAGAUACCACUGUCUCCUUUUGUCCUCUUCGUGGCUGGAAUUCAAAAGCAUGUAUUUCUGAAGCCCCUUGUGACAUUGUUUUUUUUUUUUUUAAUUAAACAGAAAAGAUAUUUGACAUGCAAA